GGGGCGAGUCGCAGCAACGUUGCGUUUCAGCGGCCGCCGCAGGGUCGCUCCUCACGACAGGACAAGUAUUCGGUGCUUUUGCCCACCUACAACGAACGCGAGAACCUGCCGCUCAUCGUGUGGCUGCUGGUGAAGAGCUUCUCCGAGAGGCGGUCACGAUCUGCCGCCAGAGCCGGGAGCCCCAAGCCAGCGCUGUCACCACCGCCCCGGGGCUGAGCUCUUAUGUAAGCUUGAUGUUUGCGCUGUCAGGGAACUGCUGAUGAGCAGGCGCUGGAGAGAGAGCACUUUCGCCGAGGUUGACACGUGCGCUCAACUAUGAAAUUAUAAUCAUAGAUGAUGGAAGCCCAGAUGGGACAAGAGAAGUUGCUGAACAACUGGAAAAGAUCUAUGGGCCAGACAGAAUUAUAGAGAACAGGAAGUCUCUGGAGACUUGCCUUUCAAGCAAUGGUAACUCUUCACCAUAAGAAAACCAACUCUGGCUGUUGUUGUGACCCCAAUAAACCCCAGAGUUUUCCCGGUGGCACUGGAGAAUUGAGCCAAGGGCCUUGCACGUGUAAGCAGCUCCUAAGACCACGGGAAAAAAAGCUGGGCCUCGGAACUGCCUAUAUUCAUGGGAUAAAACAUGCCACAGGAAACUAUGUCAUCAUUAUGGAUGCUGAUCUCUCACACCAUCCCAAAUUUAUUCCUGAAUUUAUCAGGAAACAAAAGGAGGGCAAUUUUGAUAUUGUCUCCGGAACUCGCUACAAGGGAAAUGGGGGUGUUUAUGGCUGGGAUUUGAAAAGGAAGAUAAUCAGUCGUGGGGCCAACUUUUUAACUCAGAUUUUGCUGAGACCAGGAGCAUCGGACUUAACAGGAAGCUUCAGAUUAUACCGAAAAGACGUUCUACAGAAGUUAAUAGAAAAAUGUAUGUCCAAAGGCUAUGUCUUUCAGAUGGAGAUGAUUGUUCGAGCAAGACAGUUGAAUUACACCAUUGGUGAGGUUCCAAUAUCAUUUGUGGAUCGAGUUUAUGGUGAAUCCAAGUUGGGAGGAAAUGAAAUAGUCUCUUUCCUGAAAGGAUUAUUGACUCUCUUUGCUACUACAUAAAAGAAAUUAUUCAUUUAUGCUUACCGUGUUCAUUUCAAUUAAAAGUAAGAGAAGCCUGGGUCACUGGUUUUUGUCAAAUGUUUCCUUAACACAUGAGCCAAAGGUAAGGUGCAUUUCAUAUGGGUCUUUUCUCUGGAGAAACUCCAUUUUAUAUUUCAAUAUAAAAUAUAAAGUUCUUGGUUUGAUGAGCAAUGUCCUCAAUUUUCAUGUACAUUGUACUGUAUUAAUAACUACAAAUAAAUGUAUAGGUUUUCCAUACAA
Molecule: messenger RNA, 1344 nt
Organism: Acomys russatus (golden spiny mouse)
Lineage: Eukaryota; Metazoa; Chordata; Mammalia; Rodentia; Muridae
Gene: Dpm1
Product: dolichyl-phosphate mannosyltransferase subunit 1, catalytic
Exons: 11
Coding region: 445-1083 (212 amino acids)
Biological process (GO): protein O-linked glycosylation via mannose; GPI anchor biosynthetic process
Cellular component (GO): endoplasmic reticulum membrane
Molecular function (GO): dolichyl-phosphate beta-D-mannosyltransferase activity
Source: RefSeq, a predicted model, not a curated record